UCUCGACCACCACCUCCACGUCUGCUAUUAUUCGGUUUUCUCGCAUUGCUUCCUCGCUGCUCCCCACGGAAAUCUUCGAAUCCGUCGAGACCCUCCGCGAGAGGCGAGCUCCACAGAGCGCAGCGGGCUAGGGUUCCGUUCUCUUUCCUCCCGCCGAUUCGUCGCACCGUUUGUUGAUUUCUUGUUGCGGCAGGAAGGCGGUUUCUCCUGAACGGCCACGGAAUGGAUAGGAACCAGGAGCAGGAAGAGAUGACACCGAAUGACUCGGACCCUCUUCUUGGGAGGGGGGAGAACAAGGAAGCAGAGCCAUCGGCGCAGUUGUCCCCGCCACAGCCAGCAACUGUGAGCCCGCUGGAGAUCGAGGAUGAGGAGACCGAUGACUCUUCUGCUGCGUGCUGCCGCAUUUGCCUCGAGGCUGAGUCUGAAAUAGGUGAUGAUCCUAUAUCCUACCUACUACAGUCUGAGAUAGGUGAUGAGCUGAUAUCACCUUGCAUGUGCAAAGGAACUCAACAGUUUGUUCACCGUUCAUGCCUUGACCACUGGCGUUCUGUUAAGGAAGGAUUUGCAUUUUCACACUGCACAACUUGCAAAGCUCAGUUUCAUCUUCGAGUGGAGACUUGGGAGGACAAUUCAUGGCGUAAAAUGAAGUUCCGGGUCUUUGUUGCAAGAGAUGUUCUUCUUGUGUUUCUUGCCAUACAACUUACUAUUGCUAUUAUUGGUGCAAUUGCAUACUUUCUAGACAGGGAUGGAAGUUUCCGAAACAGUUUCAGCGAUGGUUGGGAUCGCUUCUUGUCAAAGCAUCCAAUACCAUUCUAUUAUUGCAUGGGCGUUGUGGUUUUCUUCGUGCUGCUUGGAUUCUUUGGGUUGAUAGUGCAUUGCUCGUCCUUCAACGACAACCAGGAUCCAUGCCUAGCAGGAUGCCGGAACUGCUGCUAUGGUUGGGGCAUCCUGGACUGCCUGCCUGCUUCCUUGGAGGCAUGCUUUGCCCUGGUGUUGGUUUUCAUUGUUGUGUUCGCCAUUCUCGGCAUUGCUUACGGUUUCCUCGCCGCAACCAUGGCCGUCCAAAGGAUCUGGCAGAGGCAUUAUCACAUCCUGACCAAAAGGGAGCUGACCAAGGAAUACGUGGUGGAAGACCUUCACGGCAACUACACGGUGCCGAAGCUUGAUCCAGAGCACGAGGAGCGGCUGAAAAUGCUGAAGCUCCUCUAGAGAGUGCGGCUGUCUUCAUGGCAAGUGAGCAACCAACAUGGUUCAUCCUCUCUUCUCCAGAUCAAGGAAUGGUAGGCUCCGAAAACAAGAAAGAUCAAGGAGUGUUCACCUGGAGUUCUAAACUACUGUUAAAAAAUGAAAUCCUGCUCCUGCCUGCAUCAAAUCUCCAUGUGCCGAACGAUAGUUCUGCUGAGUUUUACUUUUACGUUCUCAGUAACGUUCGUCCAGGACGUGUAAUGCCUGUACGAUUUUUUAUUUUCUUUUUUUAUUUCUGAAAGUGAAUGCAUGAAUGAUUGAAAAUUUCUCGUCUGAA
Molecule: messenger RNA, 1522 nt
Organism: Phragmites australis (common reed)
Lineage: Eukaryota; Viridiplantae; Streptophyta; Magnoliopsida; Poales; Poaceae
Exons: 7
Coding region: 223-1209 (328 amino acids)
Molecular function (GO): zinc ion binding
Source: RefSeq, a predicted model, not a curated record